This is a messenger RNA of Cajanus cajan (pigeon pea), 1926 nucleotides long. RefSeq lists its product as uncharacterized. NCBI's taxonomy places the organism in Eukaryota, Viridiplantae, Streptophyta, Magnoliopsida, Fabales, Fabaceae. The record is from RefSeq and is a predicted model, not a curated record.
CUGUUUUGGGACUCUCCCAUAGAAAACGAUGUCAGUUUGUGCUCUUGCAUAUACGGCUUUAAAAUCUCCAAGAUUCGCCAAACACUGAAACCAUGAAGGCCCCAGCAACAGGGUCCUUGAUUUUAGUGAUGUGACUGUGACAAAACUAUCAUCGGCACUUGUCAACUUUUCACUGAUGAUGAUGAUGAUAAAACUGGUGGAAACUGGAAAGAACAUCUAGAGUAGAUGUUUGUAAUUCAGAGUGGAAAUAAAAGUUCCAGAGAAACUGGGAUAUUAGAGAUGCUAGAAAGGGGCAUAGUGAUGUCUUUGCAGACACUAAAUCACCCUUCAUUAUUACUGAGUGGUAAUAACUUUAUAAAGAGGACUCAGACAUGGUGCAGAGCGAGAACAAAUUCAAGCACAGCUUUACAGUUAUCUUCUGAUGAGAGUAGAAACUAUGCGGAACCAGGUACUUCCCUUGUGAUAUGUCAAAGCUCUGGUCCCCUACUAAGCCAACCAAACACUAUUGGUGUAAUAGGAGGGGUAUCAGUUCUAUCAACUCUGAUUUUCCUGGAAAAGCUUGCUUGUUGGGGUUCAAGAGAUGGUAAAGAAUGUCCACCUUUUGUUGUUUCCAGUGAUCCUGUGUUAAGCAAAUUACUUUCAUUGCGUGGUCCCCUCCCUUCUGCAAGGACCAGAAUUGAUCGAAUCAAAUUGAAUCAGGAGCUGGUGAUUGAGAAUUUGCGGUGCAAAAGGGACUUUCUUCAGCAGUCUGGAGCUCGGGGUUUGGCCAUGCCUUGCCAUCUCUCACAUGCAUGGCACAGUGAAAUUUCUGAGGAUAGUUCCCUACCCUUUCUCCAUGUUGGUGAUUGUGUGGCCAUGGAACUCAAGAACGCCAAGUUGAAGCCAAUUCAUGCUGCAGGGACUGUGAGAAUUGGACUACUGACUACAGAUUCAAAUUUUGUGGCUAGCUAUUACCAGGAGAAGCUUCAAAGUCAGGGAUUUGAAGUAGUGUUGCUAGACAAAGCAACUGAGGAACAUGUAUUGGGUCCUGCAAUGGAGGCAAUGUACAGAAAGGACGUAGAAGGAGCAAGGAAUUUAUUGAGAAUUGCAAUCCAUGUUCUUUUGGUCAGGGCAGUGAACGUGGUGCUUCUGGCAUCUGAUGAUUUACUGGGGGUUCUCCCUCACAAUGACCCUCUUCUAAGGAAAUGUGUAGACCCCAUGGAUGCUUUGGCCAGGUCCACUAUACAUUGGGCAGAAACAACAGCAAAGGUACACAACAAAUUUUAGUAUUCCUUUUUUCCAAAAGCCUGGCAUAAUGAUUGGAGCAUUUCUGUAAAAAAUGAAGAGUACGGCUUAAUGUAGAUAGAACUUCUCCUCUGCACUGCUCCUUUCUUUGUUAGAUAGAAGAAUAAAAAGAUAAAUUGCGGUGUAGUUUGGUGUGGAAAAUUAGUAUUACAUCAUUUGCGAGAAUAACACAGUGAUAACUUGAUAGCUGUAGCUUGUCUGCGGUACCUUGUUGAAUAUGUUGCAGAUUUUGGCGUGCCUUAGUUUGUAUGCACUAAAAAUCUCUCGAUAGUUCCUUGGCAACUAUUCGAGUUUUGAUUUUGUCAUAAAAUCACUUAAUGUAACGGAGGAUACCCAUUCUAUGUCUCUUAGAUAUAGCAGGAUACCACAUUCUGAAAUAAUGACAUUUGCCAAUCACUAGAAAGCUAGAAAAUGUUGGAACGCAAUGCAUGAUUCUCCUUCCACCUUCAUCCGCAACAUAAGAAGCCUUGAAUUUUGGAGUUCAACAACUCUCCAAAACGGAACUUCCAAAAAAUGUCUGAUACUAUCCUUGCAUGAGGGAAUCCGGCCAUACAAGCAAAGAAAUCACGUGGCCUGCAUUAGGCAUAGUAAGUUAGGCACUAGAAGAGUGCAUUACUAAAUACUAACUCCCAACACUAGAUU